UCAUUUUUAAGUGUAUCUCCCUUUGUGUUCUUAUGCUGGAUAUGUUGUGUUUGAAUGAAGAAAGUUAUACAGAUAAACGUCAGGUGGCUAAUUUUUUUCUAUUGAUUAUGCAAAUGGGUGGUACAACAGGUGUCAUUUUGUGCUGCCAUUCGACAGUUGAAGAAGCUAAAAAAUUAGCUCCCAACUGUAUGAAGUUGAGGGAUUCAUUUGAGACAGGAAGCAGAGAAUAUAAACGACUUCAACAUCUAUCUAUGAUCUUUAAGUAUCAUCCAAAGUUUUUGGCAGCUGGAUUUUUCACAGUGGAUCGAAACUCUCUGCUUGGCAUCAUGAGCAUUGUUACAACAUACCUCAUCAUAAUACUGCAAUGGUAUUACAAUGGUGCUCACAAGCAAUCAGAAUAAUUUUGAGAAUAUUCCUUAGAAAUUAUGUUUCAAUUUGUUGAAAAAUUGAGAUAGAUGGAGGA
Molecule: messenger RNA, 463 nt
Organism: Coccinella septempunctata (seven-spotted ladybird)
Lineage: Eukaryota; Metazoa; Arthropoda; Insecta; Coleoptera; Coccinellidae
Exons: 2
Coding region: 33-401 (122 amino acids)
Biological process (GO): sensory perception of taste
Cellular component (GO): dendrite; axon; neuronal cell body
Source: RefSeq, a predicted model, not a curated record